CUGGGUCAGGCUUUCGAGUCAGAACAUGUCCAAUUCAAUGAGUCACGGAAACAACACACAACUCGUUCACCUUUAGAUCAAGGUUUUUUUUUUUUUUUAAAGGUUUAAAACAAUUUGACUAGGAACACUCAGUGUUGUGUAAGAAAAGGAGCAGAUCUGAAAUCAAAGAAACUCAUCUUUCAAUCAGAUCUUUAUCAUUAUGUAAAUUGUCUCCCUCACUCACUCCCUCACUCCAUCCCUGUCUUACCAUACCCAAAAUCUCAAAUAAAAAUGCCUAGACCUUUUUUUCAGAAGCUAAUUCUCCCUGGCACUAUCAGAGAAAAGAGACUGGAUCAUUAGAAGAUGUCAUGUAUGGAAACAAGUGGUGGCAUUGAGAAAAACAUUCAUUUUCAAUUAAAACAAAAACAAUUAGUUUCACCAGGAUCAACUGUAGCCUGCAGUUGCUACUGUGCUUUGUGGUUUGAGUGGCUCAUGAAAUUAGCAAUCAUAAAACACCAUCAUGCUUGGGUCUUUGGAGAUGAAUGUGCUUUUGGACCUCUUGAGGAUCCCAGAUAAUUUUGUCAAGAAAUUUGGACAUGACUUAUUGGGUUUUGCGAGACUCAUUGUUCCCGGUGGUCAUGUGUCUCGCAUAGGAUUAAUAAAAGCUGAUGAAAAAUUAUGGUUUCAUGAUGGUUGGCAGCAAUUUGUUGAACGCUUCGCUAUACACAUUGGAUACUUUUUGAUCUUUCAAUAUGAAGGGAAUGCAAUUUUUAAUGUUCAUAUAUUCAAUUUGCCCACUUCUGAGAUAAAUUAUCACUCCAACUCUCUUAGUGGGAAAAUAUAUCUUGCAUUUGAAGAAUUGGAAGAUGAUGACAGUGCUGCAAGCUCAGGCAUCCCCACCACACAACUGAUAGUCAACAAAAGUUACAAUCCUCCUGCCUUGCAGAAUUUGCUCAGUGGAUCUAAACUUAAUAAUUGCUUAAAUUGGGGUGGUGAAGAGAAUAUGCACUUAACAAAGAGUGCUAAUGUUUCACAAGUGGCCAAUGAAUCGGCACGAAAUGUAUUUGCUCAAUACAACGAGCAUAAGAAUUCUCAAGAAGAAGUGAAACUCUACAGCCCAGAUGGAGAAACACCAAAACUGAAAAAACGUGGAAGGAAAAGGCUGAAAGUUGAUCCCAAUGAGCAGCAGCUGUCAUCUCCAAACGAAGAUGAUGGUGAAAUGAGCUUUAGAUUUUAUGAAAGUGCUUCUGCAAGAAAGAGAACUGUCACUGCUGAGGAACGAGAAAGAGCAAUGAAUGCAGCUAAAGCAUAUGCACCUGAUAAUCCUUAUUGUAGGGUUGUCCUACGACCAUCAUACUUAUACAGGGGUUGCAUUAUGUAUUUGCCAUCUGGCUUUGCAGAGAAGAAUCUAAAUGGACUUUCGGGGUUUAUGAAACUUCAGUUACCUGAUGGGAAACAGUGGCCAGUUCGUUGCCUUUACAGAGGAGGCAGAGCUAAAUUUAGCCAGGGAUGGUAUGAAUUCACGUUGGAAAAUAAUUUAGGGGAAGGUGAUGUGUGUGUCUUCGAGCUGCUGAAAUCCAGGGAUGUCGUGCUGAAAGUUACAGUAUUCCGAGUUCUCGAAGAUGGUGGACUUAUGAACCAUCCUUAACUAUAAGAUACCAUCUGCAUGAAAUUAGAUAGACAUUUGAUGUUUAGUCAUUUCUGGAUUGGUAAACUCUAUCAAGUAACGCCCUUUUCAAUUCGGAUGAUCUGUGGCUGUGGUUUGUGGUACUUAAAUGUUUGAUGUCAGAGCAAAUUUGUAGAACUUUCAGUUGUUUAGGUGCUUGAACAGAAAGUUGUGGCUUGAGUUGGCCUGUAAAUAUACUGUCCAAUCCAGUUGACCUCAAUGGAGCAGAACAACAGAUCUUAGGCCUAA
Molecule: messenger RNA, 1894 nt
Organism: Populus trichocarpa (black cottonwood)
Lineage: Eukaryota; Viridiplantae; Streptophyta; Magnoliopsida; Malpighiales; Salicaceae
Product: B3 domain-containing transcription factor VRN1
Exons: 5
Coding region: 500-1627 (375 amino acids)
Molecular function (GO): DNA binding
Source: RefSeq, a predicted model, not a curated record